AUGACCAUACCGGCGGAGUUAUUUUUGGCGGUCUUCGCGACGGCCAUGAUCAUCCUGGUGACUGCCAUCCUCUUCGGCCGACACCCCAGGCAGCCGUUGGAGGUGCCGAAAGCCGAAGAACUAACGUUUCGCGUUGACAACAUUCCAAUCGACCACGCCCAUAUCCUAAACCGCAACUCGAGGGCUAUCGCCGGAUGGGACCCUAACUUAAAUCAAGCCGCUAUCUUUACGGCGCCAAAGCCCAAAAGCUUGGCUUUCCGCGUUAAUAACAUCCCAAUCGACCACGCCGAUGAGUUGGACCUUACCCUAAGGUUUAUCGCUGGGCAGGACCCAACUUUGCAAGGAGCCGCCGCAAUUAUCGUUUAUCGCUUUUUAGCACCACAGGACAAGCAAUUCGGCUUCGUUACCGUUUUAAUCACUACAUUGCUUUUUAAAAACGAACUAUCCGCAUAG
Gaeumannomyces tritici R3-111a-1 is the source of this 453-nucleotide messenger RNA. RefSeq lists its product as hypothetical. Lineage: Eukaryota; Fungi; Ascomycota; Sordariomycetes; Magnaporthales; Magnaporthaceae. The coding region runs from base 1 to 453 and encodes 150 amino acids. The record is from RefSeq and is a predicted model, not a curated record. The transcript has a single exon.